Molecule: messenger RNA, 873 nt
Organism: Fulvia fulva
Lineage: Eukaryota; Fungi; Ascomycota; Dothideomycetes; Mycosphaerellales; Mycosphaerellaceae
Exons: 1
Coding region: 1-873 (290 amino acids)
Source: RefSeq, a predicted model, not a curated record
AUGGAUUCCAUGCGAAAUCUCUCGACCUCGCUGCCUAGGCGGAACGAGCCCACGAUGGAUCUGCUCUCGGAUUUCAAGGCCGCAGCUCUGUCGGUCACUAACUUGUACAAGACUGCGGCCAAGAGUCAGGAGGUAGCUCGGAAAGCUGGAUACCAGGAUGCGCUGGAUGAUUUACUCGCAUUCCUGGACAAGGAGAACCUAGGACUUAUGGAUGGGGAGGGCUGGAGAGUUCGGCAGUGGGCACAUGAGCGGGUGGAAGGAGAAGGAGCGGUAUUGAGACAAAGCUCUGGGACAGCCACGACCAUGACAGAUGAAGAAGACAACAACAGCACGGUGACCAAAGAAGAAGAUGCACAAGAUGAAAGAAGCUCAAGUCCCGAAGUACAGCGGCGGCCACAUCCACUGGCAACUACGAGCAGCGAUCUCACCGAGGAUGAAAGUCUCUCCCAACACCGCCGCGUAGUGUCGGAGCCUCCACAAGCACUUGCACAGCACCAAGCAACAUUGCCCCAGCAGAGCGAAUUCACGUUUCAGUCAACGCAUGCGUACCCAACCAACCACGACAGAGACGCAGGCAUGGACAUGGACGGCACGAACAGCCCACAGCAUGACCUCAACAACUCUUCAACACCAUCAAGUACAGAGACAGUUCGCAUCAUAUCCAGACCAGCACGCAACAGCAGGCACGGGAACUCGAACAAGCGGAACGAUAAUCGGAUGCCGACGUUGAACUUCAAUCUCGGUUCUGGAGCAGGAAACAAGCGAAAGAUGCCCUACUCGGAUUUUUUCGACAUCUCUGGACUCAAUGAGGGCGGAGAUCGCAAGGACGGUAAUGGCAAUGGCAGAGGUGGCAAGCGAGGGCGGCAUGUUUGA